UAGAAACUGACAAAAUCAAACUAAAAAAGUGAAGGAAAAAACUGCAAGAAAGAAAGGGAAAUUACUCCACAAAUGAAAGGAUCCCGGGCCUCUAAGAUCCAUAGAUGAGUGAGCAUGAUCUUGGGGGAGUAUUUUUAGCCGUGUAUAAGUGGUUAUUGGGAUGUGUUAGUUGGCUGUAUUGUGGUUUAUUCUUAGUGUUUGGUACUUUCGUCUGGCAUAAGUUUUCUGGUAGACGACUUAGACAACGUCCAAAUCGUGAAAUGGCGAGUAAAGCUUCUUCUAAGACGCCAGCAAAGGCGGAUGAAAGUCUCCAGAAUCUUCCAUCACCUGUUAGAGAUGUUAGGGUUCAUCAUAACAAUGCGUAUGCUUGUAUUGCUAAGGCAUUGGAAGUUGAUGAAAAUAAAGGCUCUACGCUACAGACCAAAAAGAGAGUUGUGGAUUUAUAUAGAAGAGGAAUAAAGGAACUUGAAGAUGCACUUGCCAUUGACUUAACUGGGAAAGGAGAGGAUUGGGAUAAAGCUAGAAGGCUACAGGACAAGAUGGAGACUACACAUGAAAGUGCGCGUGAUAGAAUGGAUGAAUUAGUGGCACACUUGCUCUCGGCAGACAUGAUGGAUGACCCAAGCCCAUCAACUAGAAGACCACAAACUGCACCUUCCAGUGUGAAAACCACAGUUAUUAAGAAAACAAGAAGAAACAAGGCAGUGAAUCCUAACAGUAACAAUGAUAAUUCCAAUGCAAGAAGCUCAUCUUCGGGGACUUCAAUAACAUCAUCUUCUUCUAACAGUUCUGAGUUAUCUUCAACUUCAAAUGCAAGAAUUAGAACUACUGCAGGUGGGCCAGCAGCACAAAGAAAGUACAACUCCCAGCCAUAUCGUGCACCAAGAGCAAGAGCAAGAAGUGCUGCUGAUCACACCAAGCAAAGUAGAAUCACUGAACAGAAGAAAAAGAUAUCAUAUUUGAAAGGAAUUGAGUCAAAACUAGCCAACAUUAUUAUGGAUGAAAUUCUUGAAAGUGGUCCUACAGUACGCUUUGAUGAUAUUGCUGGUGUUGAUGUUGCUAAGAAAGCUCUAAGAGAAAUUGUCAUCUUGCCAUCUCUCAGACCAGAGCUUUUUACUGGUUUGAGGGCUCCAGCAAGGGGUCUCUUACUUUUUGGUCCCCCAGGAAAUGGAAAGACAAUGCUGGCAAAAGCUGUUGCAAGUGAAGCACAAGCCACAUUUUUUAACAUCAGUGCUGCAACUCUUACAUCUAAAUGGGUUGGUGAAGGAGAGAAACUAGUGCGAGCUUUAUUUGCUGUCGCAAGAGAAUUACAACCAAGCAUUAUAUUUAUUGAUGAAAUCGACUCACUUUUGACUGAACGAAGAGAAGGGGAACAAGAACACAGUAGAAGACUUAAAACUGAAUUGCUUGUUUCCUUUGAUGGGGUGAUAGGUGAUCCAGAUGAACGUAUUUUAGUCAUGGGAGCCACAAAUCGUCCUCAAGAACUAGACGACGCAGCUUUAAGACGACUUGUCAAGCGAGUGUAUGUUCCUCUUCCUGAUCGAGAGACGAGAAAAAUUCUGCUGUCAAAACUUCUCGCUAAGCAUCAAAACCCACUCAGUUCCUACGAACUGGACAGACUUGCGGCAAUGACCGAGGGGUAUUCUGGGAGUGACUUGACUGCCCUUGCUAAGGAAGCAGCUCUCGAGCCCAUUCGAGGUUUAAAGCCAGACGAUCUGUCGUCUAUGGAUGUACGUGAAGUCAGGAACAUAACAUUCCAAGAUUUCCAGCAUUCUCUUCGUACUAUACGAGUAAGCGUGUCCCCAGAAUCUAUUAGAAGUUACGAACAAUGGAACGCUACCUACGGGUGUAACGCAUGAUUCUCUACACCAAAAGGUGAACUUUCCCUACCUGCAAUAUGCUUAGAUAUUACAUAUAGCUGGGCGCAUUUUUAGUAGAGUGACUAUGCUUGUCCCGUGAAACAAAUUUAGAUAAUUAGUAUUUUUCCACGAGCCAAGUACAAAUCACUCUACUAGAAUCUCUGACAGUAUGUUACUGAUCUAGAAUGGUAAGGUGGGCACGACAAACAAUACAAAAUUUCUAAAAAAAAACAACAAAAAUAUAAAAUACAAAAUUCCUUUCGUGUUCCGGGUAUUUGAUUGGAUGGAAAGAAAAUUCUCGUGCAGUGUGAUUGGUCUGGCGUAUCCCUUGCCGUGCCACGACCGUGUUCGUGCCGUGAGCUUUUCACAGUCAUAAGAAAACCACUAAUGCUAAUUGAAGCACAGGGAGCCUGGCUUUGGAAUUUGUACAUGAAUAAAUCAAUCAAUAAAGUGCUUUGGGUUUCCUGUGUUGAGAUUUGAAAUUAGACGCUGAUACGUUGAAUUUCUGGUAAUCGUAUUACCAGUAACUUGAUAGCAGAUUAGCGUAACGUAUCGGUGUAACACACGCCCUCCCAUUAAUUUACUGGUAGUACGAUUACCGGAAUUUCAACGUAUCAGCGUCUUGUUUCAAAUCUCAACACAGGAAACCCAAAGCAGUUAUGAAUUGUAAUUCGUGUAGUCGAAAAAACUCAUACAAAUAUAGUAUACAAACCCAUCAAAUAUGAUUUUUUAUUUAUUAGUAAUACCAAUUCCUUUUUUGAUCGUGUGAAAAUAAACAAGUACAUAAAAUAGAAUUAGCUAAUUCGUAAUCAAUCAUUCUAGUGCGCUGAGCCGGUGCCGAGUGCGCUGAGUCAGUGAUAUGAUAAGUAUUUUCGUGCUUGGCACGUUAUGUUUUAGUUAUAUGUUUGUAUUUAUAUGAUAGUUCGUACAAUCUAAACACUAUACUUCUAAAGAUUUGAAUUAUGUUUCUUCAAGCUAAUUAUUCUCGGGGAAAAACUCCGAGCUCCAGGCGGGAGCUCUUUUAAGUUCUACAUCAACGAUCAUGAUAAUAAUUGUUUGGACUACAUGAGUGUAUGUGACCUUGAAAUGAUAUAGACUUUUCUAACAGCUUGGGCAAUUAUUUACGUCUCUACCAUUGCAAGGUCACCAACAUUCUCGUUUCUAUGCACAAGUAAGGUUAUUUUUAGAGAUUGCGCAAGUACCUGUGAAAGGGACUAUUCAGAUGGAUUGAAAAAAGUAUUGCAGUGCUUGGCCACGAGUCCCAACCCCGUUCCCAUUUAUAAAUGUAUUUUCUGUACAGAUAUUCAGUAUUUCAGUUUUGUAGAAAUCAUCAUAUAAAUCGAGUAGACGAAGACCCUAUCCGUGAUAUUUCAAAUGAUACCUGGAAUAGCCCAGGCUGAUAAAAAAAGUUAGGAGAAAAGUAGAGUAAAAAAUAAUUCCCAUUUGA
Messenger RNA from Actinia tenebrosa (Australian red waratah sea anemone), 3306 nucleotides. RefSeq names its product spastin. NCBI's taxonomy places the organism in Eukaryota, Metazoa, Cnidaria, Anthozoa, Actiniaria, Actiniidae. Gene Ontology annotation, molecular function: ATP hydrolysis activity; ATP binding; microtubule severing ATPase activity. Gene Ontology annotation, cellular component: microtubule cytoskeleton. The record is from RefSeq and is a predicted model, not a curated record.